Molecule: messenger RNA, 2739 nt
Organism: Solanum dulcamara
Lineage: Eukaryota; Viridiplantae; Streptophyta; Magnoliopsida; Solanales; Solanaceae
Product: subtilisin-like protease SBT3
Exons: 1
Coding region: 280-2571 (763 amino acids)
Biological process (GO): proteolysis
Molecular function (GO): serine-type endopeptidase activity
Source: RefSeq, a predicted model, not a curated record
UAAGAAUAAUAUAGUGUAGUAAAUAACAUUGCCUUCAAUAGGGUCAUGUGACAUACAGAUUCCUUUCUAGCAGCCUGCAAGAUUAGACAUAGUGAGAAGAACCGGAUAUCUAUACUAGCCGCCUAUCUUUACUAUUAGUACAACUUUACUACCCUUUUUAACUCAUUUCAUUCUUCACUUUACUUGCCUUAUCUUUAUUAUUGCAACAACCAAAUGCUGCUAGCAUUAUAAUAUAAAGUCACUUGAAUCUGAAGUGUGUAGUCAACACAAAGAUCUACAAUGGAGUUACUUCAUCUUCUCCUCUUUUCAUGGUUUCUUUAUGCUCAUAUGUUCUGUUUCUUGGCUAUAGCACAAAGAUUCACUUAUAUUGUCCAUUUGGACAAAUCUUUAAUGCCUACUGUCUUUCAUGAUCACCAUCAUUGGCAUACUUCCACUAUUGAUUCCAUCAAAGCUUCCGUUCCUUCAUCAGUAGACAGAUUCCACUCUGCUCCAAAACUUGUUUACUCUUAUGACAAUGUAUUUCAUGGAUUCAGUGCUGUUUUGUCCAAAGAUGAACUGGCAGCUUUGAAGAAGUUACCAGGUUUCAUUUCAGCUUACAAAGACAGAACUGUGGAACCUCAUACUACCCACACUUCUGAUUUCCUCAAGCUCAAUCCUUCAUCUGGUCUAUGGCCAGCUUCUGGUUUAGGCCAAGAUGUGAUCAUUGGUGUUCUUGAUUCUGGCAUCUGGCCUGAAUCUGCGAGUUUCCAAGAUGAUGGUAUGCCUGAAAUCCCCAAAAGGUGGAAAGGAAUUUGCAAGCCAGGCACACAGUUUAACGCUUCAAUGUGCAACAGAAAACUCAUUGGGGCUAAUUACUUCAAUAAGGGUAUUUUGGCUAAUGAUCCCACUGUGAACAUUUCCAUGAAUUCUGCCAGGGAUACUGAUGGUCAUGGCACACAUUGCGCUUCUAUUGCUGCUGGGAACUUUGCGAAAGGUGUUUCCCAUUUUGGAUAUGCACCAGGGACAGCAAGAGGGAUCGCUCCACGAGCUAGGCUAGCUGUGUACAAGUUUAGCUUUGAUGAAGGAACCCUUACUUCAGAUUUAAUUGCUGCUAUGGACCAAGCUGUUGCGGAUGGUGUUGACAUGAUAUCCAUUUCUUAUGGGUUCCGUUUCAUUCCCUUGUAUGAAGAUGCUAUAUCCAUUGCUUCUUUUGGAGCCAUGAUGAGGGGAGUGCUGGUUUCAGCUUCAGCUGGAAAUCGAGGUCCAGGGAUUGGAAGUUUAAACAACGGAUCUCCAUGGAUCUUGUGUGUGGCAUCAGGCCACACUGACCGGACAUUUGCAGGAACUUUGACUUUGGGAAAUGGCUUAAAAAUUAGAGGGUGGAGCUUGUUUCCUGCACGAGGCUUUGUCAGGGAUUCUCCGGUGAUUUACAACACGACUCUAUCUGAUUGCAGUUCGGAGGAAUUGCUAUCACAAAUUGAAAAUCCCCAAGGCACCAUCAUUAUAUGUGAUGAUAAUGGGGAUUUCUCUGAUCAAAUGCGUAUUGUCACUCGAGCAAGAAUUGAAGCAGGCAUCUUUAUUUCUGAGGAUCCAGGAGUGUUCAGAUCUGCUACAUUUCCCAACCCUGGAGUUGUGAUUAACAAAAAGGAAGGGAAGCAAGUCAUCAAUUAUGUGAAAAAUAGCGUCAAUCCCACAGCCACCAUCACGUUCCAAGAGACGUAUCUAGAUGCAAAGCCAGCACCAGUUGUUGCUGCAUCCUCCGCACGGGGUCCAUCCAGAAGCUACUUGGGAAUUGCAAAGCCAGAUAUAUUGGCACCAGGGGUGCUGAUUCUUGCAGCAUAUCCACCAAACGUAUUUGCUACAAGUAUUGGGACAAACAUACAAUUGUCCACUGAUUACAUUCUUGAAUCAGGCACAUCAAUGGCUGCACCACAUGCUGCUGGAAUUGCAGCAAUGCUAAAAGCCGCGCAUCCUGAGUGGAGUCCUUCAGCUAUUCGCUCUGCCAUGAUGACUACAGCUGAUCCUUUGGACAACACUCGAAAACCUAUUAAAGACUCCGACAAUAAUAAGGCUGCCACGCCCCUAGACAUGGGAUCAGGGCACGUCGAUCCCAACAGAGCUCUUGAUCCCGGCCUAGUAUACGAUGCUACUCCACAAGAUUACGUAAAUCUUCUAUGCUCUCUGAAUUUCACAGAAGAGCAAUUCAAGACAAUUGCAAGAUCAUCAGCCAACCACAACUGCUCAAAUCCAUCAGCUGAUCUCAAUUACCCAUCAUUCAUUGCCUUGUACAGCAUUGAGGGCAACUUCACCUUAUUGGAGCAGAAAUUCAAGAGGACAGUUACAAAUGUUGGUAAAGGUGCAGCUACAUAUAAAGCAAAGCUAAAAGCUCCCAAGAACUCAACAAUUUCAGUGUCACCACAAACAUUGGUGUUUAAGAACAAAAAUGAGAAGCAAAGUUAUACUUUGACAAUUCGCUAUUUAGGUGAUGAGGAUCAAAGUAGAAACGUUGGCUCAAUCACUUGGGUUGAAGAGAAUGGUAACCAUUCUGUUAGAAGUCCGAUAGUAACAUCUCCCAUUAUUGAGGUCUGGUAAUAAAUUCUGCUAUUAUAUGAAAUAUUUUGCUUUGGGAUGCAUAGAGCCAUCAGAUUCUUGAAUUGGAAGUACCAAACACAAGAACAAAGAAAAAGCUAGAUGGGAAACCAUGUAUACUGUAUGAAUUGUCUGUGCUUAUCCCAAAUUAAUAAAUAAUGUUUAUACUUU